AUGUUUGGACGUCGUGUUUUCGCGAGCGCGCCGAUCCCACGCCACCUCUACGCACGGCUGCACAUCCAAACGAGCUCGCAGGCCGCGCGUCGGAUGCCCUCCCUCGCGCCGCUUUCCUCGCUGGAAGGGAAAAACUCUAAUGUUUUGAAUUCUUUAGCCAUCGCUAGCGCCCGGGAUGGCGCGGUGGGGGCAAAUUCAUCCCCUUCCCUCGCGAAGAUGGAGGAGCUCUUCGCGGUCUGGGCUCCACUCGGAAGCACCGCCGCGUUGGCGUUUCUGCAGUUGAAUGGGAAGGGCUUAACAAGUUGGUGCAUGCCAUUAACGAACCUUCGCUUUCGAUUUCAUGAGACCUCAUUGAGUGGAGGGGAGAUGAUGCACUCCUUUUGA
Messenger RNA from Phytomonas sp. EM1, 384 nucleotides. NCBI's taxonomy places the organism in Eukaryota, Euglenozoa, Kinetoplastea, Trypanosomatida, Trypanosomatidae. The record is from the annotation of a GenBank genome assembly.